AUGUUCUUUGUCAGGGAUUUUUGGAGGCGGCAUAGGAGGAAGAUUUUCAUCUCUGUUGGUGUUAUAGGAGGUGGCUAUUGUUUGUAUAACCUUUAUGGUGUUCAUAGGCAAAAGCUCGAUGGGCUUGAGAGGGAACUUCAAGUUCAGAGAGAAUCUGAGGAGCGUUUCAAGUAUCAGAUGCAAGCUCACUUUGAGAAUAUUCAGAGAAUUUCUGAAACGAUUACAUUGCCUCAUUCUAUGCACAACCUAAGUUGCCGGAUAUCAGAAGAGUUGGAUCUUUCUCAUCUUCUCGAGAGGCUAAUGCAGGGAAAGGGUCAGCCUAAUGCUUUAACGCAAUCAGAGAAACUAGAUUUAUGGGGUAGACUCAAGAUUUUAAGUUUCACAAGAAUGGCAUUGUCAGUUUGGGCAACAGUAAUGCUUAGCUUGUAUACAAAAGUUCAAGUCAAUAUACUAGGAAGGCAUCUAUACAUUGAUACUGCACGAAGCUUUGAAGUCUCUAGUUUAAUGGAAAGUGGAGAUGUGGUUGAUGGGGAGGGUCAGCAGAAAUUUCUGGGAAGUGUUGAUUUUCUCUCUCAGCACGCUAUGCCUGCCUUGAUUUCAGACAUGGAGGCGGCAACAAAAGAAGUUCUCAAAGGAAAGCAGUUGACUAGUCUCUUCAACAAUACAGCGUUUCAAGAAACCAUCACACAGAUACUGAACACUUUCAUGAGCAGAGGAAGUCCAUUUUUCUGGAUAAAAUAUAUGAUACCCGAGGAUGCUAAAUUACGUUCCACGACCUCUGGGAGUAACGACACAGUUCCAUUUUAUACGACUGAAUUUGAACAACUCAUGAUGGAAGCAAAUGCAGUAUUAUCAAGUGCUGAAUUUGGGAGCAUUAUAGAUAUAUCUCUGAAAGCUGUGGUGGAUACACUGGCUGAGCAGAUGGGGACUACAACUGUGCCGUUGGCGAGAGCAUUGCCCCAAGUUGCGCAGAUGUGUCCUUUGCUCCUCGAAGAACCCAGUCAAAAUCAGUUCAUCCAAAUCAUUAAUAAUAUACCGGAGGUUGAACUUUUUCUUACUUUCCUCUAUGCAAACAUUACAAGUGCAGAGAGCAUAGCGCAGAGUGAUUAG
This is a messenger RNA of Vicia faba (fava bean), 1110 nucleotides long. Lineage: Eukaryota; Viridiplantae; Streptophyta; Magnoliopsida; Fabales; Fabaceae. The record is from the annotation of a GenBank genome assembly.